This is a messenger RNA of Owenia fusiformis, 1994 nucleotides long. The record is from the annotation of a GenBank genome assembly. Lineage: Eukaryota; Metazoa; Annelida; Polychaeta; Sabellida; Oweniidae.
GUGAAAUUUGUAAAUUCAUACUGAAAUAAACUAUUGUAAAUAAAAGCUAUAAAUUUACGUUCAGUUGUUCCUUUGAAGAAAAAGAAGAUAUAUGGAUAUAUAUUAGGAACAGGGAUAUUGGAGAGUUCUACAAAACACGACAGUGUCAAUUCAUAAGUCGAAUCAAGUUGGCCCUACAUAUUACAGACAGCACUACAUACCAGUUGCCACUACAAAGAAGUCGCCACUACACAUAAGUUUCCACUACAUUCAAGUUACCACUUCACUCUACAUCUCAGGGUAAUGCCAGCCCCGAAAGAAUAUACUCCACCUUGGAAGUUUCCGAAAUCUGAAUACCAAAAGAAAUUUGAAAAACGCAGCUGCCUGCAGAGUGAAAUAGCCUUUCCACAGAAACCGUGCGAGGCAGACAGAUACAAUAACCCACACCCACACACGACCAAAGAAUUCAGUGACGGUGUCACCAUGAGAAGUUACAUGGACCCAGAAAAUAUGCGUGCUGACGUCGAGAGCUAUGUUCAGAAAAUGUCAUCGGAGUAUGGCUUCCAGCCCUCAGUUGAGUCACAUGUUCAAGGUUACGGCACAAAGACCUACAAACCUCAAAACGAAAUGCUGGAAUCGUAUGUCAAACCUGCUAUGAGACUGAUUAAACAAAAUAGAUCAGGAAGAACGCAAAAUGAUACAUAUCAAUAUGAUCGUCCAAAGACUGCCGGGGCGAGAACGAGGCCAAUUACCAGGGACCAACCUACACUCCCUAAAGAAACAGCAUGGGGUUACGACACGAGUCCUGACGAAGAUCAAGAUCAUUGGAUUAGUUGGAAAACCGGCACACCGAAUCGAGACCUAGGUAAAUCGGUCCCCGUCAUACGACCACCUACACCACAAGGAAGUGGAUACCCAAGUUACAACCCUGGUUACAACACACACAAGUCCAAUACCGCAUAUACAAGCAGUUACCAUAAACCUCCAAGUCCGACGUACGGGACAUCCGCGGUUGACAUCAGCGCCAAAAGAUGGCCGCAGGAUUAUGCAGACGAUGUAGCCAAUGAACCAAUUAGAACGGGGUAUACACCGGAACCAACCUCUCCAAUUCCUCACGCUGAUGUGUCGUCAUAUGACACUUGUCACCAUGCUCCAAUUAUUGAUACAACAACAAAUCCGGCGACAAAAGAUUUUAACGUAACAUAUGAGCCAAAUCUACGAGCGUGGCUUAACAACGUCCAAGACACAGACAAAGAAAUCGUUUAUAGCUAUCUAAAAACCUUAAACAAUGGCAAGUCUGUGUCUCCGAUCAAAUCAACCACCCCUGCACGUCCGUACUCGGCGUCGCCAACGCGCGAUGUAAGUGUGACGCCGAUCAGGAGACGCCAAGUGCAAUCCGCAAGAAUGAUACGACCAAGACCCCCUGUUCAAGUUUACACAGAACACGAUGAUAGAUGUAACCCUUGUGAGGAUCAUAUUGUGAAAACCUGGGCAAAACAAAUGGCAAAUAGUCAGCCAGCCAUCAACAUCCCAGCAGCUGGGUACACCAACUACCAGACUAGACCUACUGCCAGACACCAGCCGAGGAAGAAACAGCCAAAAGCAUACGCACACGAAAACAGUUUCUUUACUAAUGCACAAGCUCCACCUAAAGGCCACUUUACCAUAGCACCGGAUUGGGUCUCAGAAAGCGUAGGGACACAGAAAAACUUAAAGAUGAUGCGGGUCAGCAAAAACGGUUUAAAAUAUGGAGUGAAAUACCACUGAGGACAUUUACUUUAAAAACUAUGUACAAGGUGGCUCAAUAAAAGCGUUUUGUAGAAUGAAAAUUCUUUAAACGUUUUAUGGCCCAUCCAUCUGCUUUGUAGACGCCUUAUUGGAGAUUUAUAGAAAAUAUAUGCUUUGAAAGAUAAGAUAUAUUAUAAAAUCAGAUAAGGACUUGCAAAAGUUAUUCUACUUGUUUACACUACUAGAUUUCGAUAACAAAAUCAGGAAUGGUGAAAAACUGCAUGAUU